AUGAACCGCAUCGAGGAAUGGGUGCUGCAGAACAAAAUCAUGAUUGAAAAGGGGGUGGAAAUAAUAGAGCAGGGGUGCGAGGCACUGUCUGCCACUGUGGGGAAGCUUCAUCCCAUCCUAGAAGCCGUGUUUGUGGCCUCAGCCGAGAUCCUCCACAACCCGGAGAGAAAAGAGACCCAGUACCUGUCACAGCAGCUCCAGAGCCUCACCCAGAAGCUGGUGGACAUCCAGGAGGAGGUGGGCAGCAUCACCCAAGAGAUUCAGCGCAUCUCCAUGAACAAGCAGAACUUCGAUUACGAGGCACAGGUGAUUAGCCAGUACGAGAAGUUCUGUGACUUCCUCGAUGCCAAGCCCGAGUUCAGAGAGAGGAAGAUGGAGAGGUUCCUGUGCCAUUUUGAGAGCACAGGCGGUGACCUGAACAUGGACGCCCUGUAUAACGCUGUCACCAGCACCACCCGGGAGCCCAUGCUGGACACAGUGAUGGCUACUGAGCAGAGGAGCCGGAGAGCCGUGGAGAAGUUCUGUGCCCAGCUGAAGAGGCUCUUUGUGGUGGGCAUCAUCGCUGUCAUGGGCUAUGCCUCUCUGAAGAUGGGGGCAGUGGGGCGGGAGAUGGUGGAGAAGUGGCAGAAGAGGAUGGAAGAUAUAGAGGGGUGCAUGAAAGCUGCUGUGGAUGACUGCGUCCAGAACUUUGCCACCCAGGCCGAGAUGGACAUUGAGCGUCAGGUUCUAGAGAAGCAGGGCAGCAUCGACGUUCAGUUCGCCGAGCCGCUGCUGGAUUUCCUGUCUAAGAAGUAUGACUGGGUUUCCUGGUCUGUCAGGGUCUUCAACCACAACGGGAUGUUUCUGUGGAACUGGCUGGCUGGGAAGGACUACUAUGGCAGGGGCGGCAGCAACAAUUUCUUCGACAUCCUGACCAAAAGCAAUGUCAGGGUGGUGAUCUCCUUCAGUGUGGAGCCAAAGCCCAUCAACAAGAGUCAGAUUCAGGAGCAAAUCCAGAGACAACAGCUUAAAGGGAAGAUGACAGAUGUGGCCCAGUCACUCAGCACCAGCAUACCGAACUGUGCCGUGUACACAAUCAGCCGCUACAAGGAGGUGGCGGAGUCCAACAACUUUCAGGAGAACUGCUACUACUAUGAGAAAUACAAGAGAGCAUACCUGUGCAUUCACUCUAAAUAG
This is a messenger RNA of Megalops cyprinoides (Indo-Pacific tarpon), 1176 nucleotides long. RefSeq names its product protein rapunzel-like. Lineage: Eukaryota; Metazoa; Chordata; Actinopteri; Elopiformes; Megalopidae. The transcript has a single exon. The coding region runs from base 1 to 1176 and encodes 391 amino acids. The record is from RefSeq and is a predicted model, not a curated record.